Molecule: messenger RNA, 1869 nt
Organism: Symbiodinium sp. CCMP2592
Lineage: Eukaryota; Dinophyceae; Suessiales; Symbiodiniaceae
Source: the annotation of a GenBank genome assembly
AUGCUGAAUGGACAGCCGACGGAGCUUGCCACACUCAUGGAGCUCGACGAGGAGGCUCCUGAUCCGAGUAGUAGUUUGGAGGAGAUCGCUGAGCAGCCGCUUGGUGGUGUGGCUACCCUGGGGUCCGAGCAGAAGGCUUUCGAGAAGAUCGCUGAGCAGCCUGGUGGUGUGGCUCCUGUGGGGUCCGAGCAGAAGGCUUUCGAGAAGAUCGCUGAGCAGCAGCCUGGUGGUGUGGCUCCUGUGGGGUCCGAGCAGAAGGCUUUCGAGAAGGUCGCUGAGCAGCAGCCUGGUGGUGUGGCCAUCGAGAAGAUCGCUGAGCAGCAGCCUGGUGGUGGGGCUCCUGUGGGGUCCGAGCAGAAGGCCAUCGAGAAGAUCACUGAGCAGCAGUCUGGUGGGGCUCCUGUGGGGUCCGAGCAGAAGGCCAUCGAGAAGAUCACUGAGCAGCAGCCUGGUGGGGCGGCUGGGUCCGAGCAGAAGGCCAUCGAGAAGAUCACUGAGCAGCAGCCUGGUGGGGCGGCUGGGUCCGAGCAGAAGGCCAUCGAGAAGAUCAUUGAGCAGCCUGGCGCCGUGGCCCCUGUCAUGUCCGAGCAGAACCCCGAGAAGAUCGCUGUGAUGUCCGAGCAGGUGGAGCAGAGCUCGAAUUCCGAUGCUGACGGUGCGAAGUCAAAGCCCAAGCAGGCGACAUCAGGUGCUGUGCGAUUCGCUGUGGAGAACCCGCAGCUUCUGCACCAGUUUGAGUUCAAGGAGACAGCUUUUGCGAUUGUUUCCUUUUUUCUAUUCAGUUGUAAUAGCAUAGCCCGGAAGGAGGGGGUUAUGGCGCUGAAGCCGGGCGAGACGGAGCACGACCGGGACUGCAGGUUGGCCCACAACCUGUAUGUUCGCUGCAUGAAGUCCCUGAAGAGUCCGAACUGCCCGCCGUCGGUGGCAGAGAUGUCGCAGAAGGCUCGUCGCGGCAGCCGAACGAUCGAGAACUUGUUCGCGGAUUGGGUAUCCAACCAGGGAGACUGGACACAGACGACGGACCUUAUCAAAAAGGAAGGAAAAGACGAAGCCCUUGAGAUCUAUCACGAAAAAAAGAGGCUCCAAAGCCUGCUCCCAAAGAACAGCGAUGAGGAGUGGGACCUCUUGCGGGUGUGGGACUCUGCGGCCAUCGAGAAGGUGGACAAGCACAAGGUCACGACCGGGACUAACUCCGAGAUGCCAGAGAUGGUGCGGGGGCUCUUGGCAGCGGCCGGCUCGAGCACGGGAUCAGCGGCGCCAGGGGCUGCAGCUGCUCCUCCGAUGAUGGCAUUGCCGUGUGGGACUCCGCUUCCGGGGCAGGAGGAGUUGGGUGCAUCCUUGGGCAACACACAGUUGCCGAUCGUGAAGAAGCCGAAGGCCCUUGUGAACAAAUGCGAGGGCAAGAUCAAGGUCGCGAACGAAAAGAUCGCGGACGUGGAUGUGCUGGUCGAGGAAAUGACAAAUUAUGAGCAGAUGCCGGCUGCCGUGAAAGGUGCCUACACCGGUGAGCUCAAAGCCCAUGUAGAGGGCCUGCAGCUGAAGAUUCAGCUGUUGCAGAAGGAGCUGGACGAAGGCGACGGGUCGAAGUUGCAGGACAACCUUGACGAGUUGGUUCAGGGCAUCAGCGAUUACGGGCAAGCUUCGGGUGGAAUCAGGAAGCUGAUUGUGGUGGCUUCUUUGAACUACCUGUUUUAUGGUUUCCACCCGCGGUUCCCGAUCAUCGAUGGAGCGGGCAAAUGCGGAUCCUUCGGCCCAGUUGAUCGUUCCGACCUGUCUGAAGAGCCCCUGAUGGAUGCUACCGAUGGCCUCCCACUUGUAGCAGCUGUGACUGAAAUCCGGGGAGACUGGAAGUUCUACAAGGCCUCCUAG